AUGACCAGCAAGGGCGUGAAACGUGCAUCCCCUGGGGACUCGACAGAGAAAGAUCUCCUCAGUGACGUCAAGCUGACAGACGAGUACGCGGCGAAGCUGCAGGGGAUCCAAAGGGAACUUGCGCGUCGUGAGCUUAUCCUAGAGCGCCAUGCACAGGAGUUUCUCUUGUCCGUGUAUGAAGACCGGCGGAGCCUCCUCAAGGGGAUCCCGAAGUUCUGGGCCGUCGCGCUCAUGAACCACAACAUGCUCGCAAUGCAAGCGCAGCACAACGUGGACCAGGUCCUGCUCAGCUAUCUGGAGGACGUCUGGGUCGCGCGGGAUUUGGGGGAAUCGCGGUGUUUCACGCUAGAAUUUCACUUCAAGGAAAAUCCGUAUUUCUCGAACAGGGUGCUGAAGAAGGAGUACCGGUACAUGUUGCAUAUCGCAGUGGAGGACAAUCAGCCUGACGUGGAUGGCAUUACACAAUCCAUGCUUGAGUUCUCAUGGGAACGUGAUGUGGAGCCUCAGGCCCAGAAGAUCGACUGGAAGGAUGAUUCGAAGAACCUCACUAAGCUGUGCCCCCAGGUGAUGGACGACGAUGGUGAUGACAUGCCGUCGGAAGGUGGCAGUUUCUUUAAUUAUUUUGAGCAUGAAGGUGAUCCAUACAAUAUUGGGGUGCUCAUCGUGAACAACAUUUUUCCAGAGGCAAUCGACUAUUUCCUAGGCCAGGCCGGGGGCGACGGCAUGGAGGAGGAUGAUGACGCAAUGGAGAUUGACCUGGGGAAGCGAUGCCUGAAGAAGGCGAAGAACAUAGAUGACAGCGGCCAGGUUCCCGUCACAAAUGACAUCGUUCUAGAGGCAAUCUUGGACCAGGCUGAGGGCGAAGACGACAGCCAGGACAAUGUCAACGACAACGUGAGUAUUGACUACCGUUCACGUUGCAAGUGUUAUGAGCCUUAUUAUUAG
Molecule: messenger RNA, 945 nt
Organism: Laetiporus sulphureus 93-53
Lineage: Eukaryota; Fungi; Basidiomycota; Agaricomycetes; Polyporales; Laetiporaceae
Exons: 5
Coding region: 1-945 (314 amino acids)
Biological process (GO): nucleosome assembly
Cellular component (GO): chromatin; nucleus
Molecular function (GO): histone binding; chromatin binding
Source: RefSeq, a predicted model, not a curated record